Messenger RNA from Scomber scombrus (Atlantic mackerel), 4564 nucleotides. Its product is annotated as NLR family CARD domain-containing protein 3-like. Gene Ontology annotation, molecular function: protein binding. The transcript is spliced from 9 exons. The record is from RefSeq and is a predicted model, not a curated record. Bases 285 to 3485 code for a protein of 1066 amino acids. NCBI's taxonomy places the organism in Eukaryota, Metazoa, Chordata, Actinopteri, Scombriformes, Scombridae.
AGGUUUCAGGUUUGAGGGCGUUGACAGAGAAGAUAGUGACGAUCAGCUCCAACCAAUCAGGUUGAUGUGUAUGAGGACAUGUGAUGGUUUAUUUUCAGGGUGAUGAUUGAUCCUUUCAUCAGUUCUGAUGGACAGAUCAUCGCUCUCAACCUGCAGCAGAGUCUCUACUUCCUGUGCAGAGGAAGUUCAGGGGGACAACAUGUAGAAAUAAAGAACAAGUGUGUAACGGAGGAGGAAAACAAGAACCCAGACAACUAGACCAGCAACCCGGACAAAGAGAAAAAAUGGCCUCAUCCAGCGAGGAGCCCAAAAGCUCCGACAUACAGAUCUUAAAAGCAGAAAAGAUGGCGACCCUUAAAAAGGCCCUCUUUAACUGUUUGGAGCAUUUGGGAUCUGAUGAUUUUGAAAAAUUCAAGUGGAACCUACAGCUGGAGGGGGGGCUUGACAGCUUUGAAGCAAUCCCAAAGAGUCGACUGGAGAAAGCAGACAGAAUGAAAACAGUGGAUCUGAUGGUCGAGAAAUACUGUGAAGACGCUGUUAAAGUGACCAGAAUGAUUUUGGAGGAGAUGAGUCAGAAUGAUCUAGUGAAACAUUUGUCCCACCUCUCAGAACCUAAAGAGAUUCUUGUUGAGGCAGAGGAGAGUGAUAGACCGGGUGAGAUGGAGAAAGAACAGACAGACUCAGAGAAGAAGAGAGAGGAUCCCCCACUGACCUCUGGUCCAAGUGGACCUCCAGAGAAUCAUCUCAAAUGUAAACACACAUUAAAAACCAAUCUGAAGAAAAGGUUUCAGAAAGUGUUAGAAGGACUUUCAAAAGCAGGAAAGAUCCCUCUGAAUCAGAUCUACACACCGCUCUACAUCACAGUGGGAGGGACUGCAGAGGUUAAUGAUGAACAUGAGAUCAGACAGAUUGAAACAGCAUCCUGGAAACCAGACAGACCAGAAACAACAAUCAGACAAGAAGACAUCUUUAAAGACCCAUCUGGAAUAGAUGAACAAAUCAGAACAGUGAUGACAAUGGGAGUGGCUGGCAUUGGGAAAACAGUGUUAACACAGAAGUUCACUCUGGACUGGGCUGAAGACAAAGCCAACCAGGACAUACACUUCACAUUUCCAUUCACUUUCAGAGAGCUGAAUGUGCUGAAAGACAAAAAGUACAGCUUGGUGGAACUUGUUCAUCACUUCUUUACUGAAACCAAAGAAGCAGGAAUCUGCAGGUUUGAAGAGUUCCAGGUUGUGUUCAUCUUUGAUGGUCUGGAUGAGUGUCGACUUCCUCUGGACUUCCACAACACUGAGAUCCUGAAUGAUGUUACAGAGUCCACCUCAGUGGAUGUGCUGCUAACAAACCUCAUCAGGGGGAAGCUGCUUCCCUCUGCUCGCCUCUGGAUAACCACACGACCUGCAGCAGCCAAUCAGAUCCCUCCUGAGUGUGUCGACAUGGUGACAGAGGUCAGAGGGUUCACUGACCCACAGAAGGAGGAGUACUUCAGGAAGAGAUUCAGAGAUGAGGAGCAGGCCAGCACCAUCAUCUCCCACAUCAAGACAUCACGAAGCCUCCACAUCAUGUGCCACAUCCCAGUCUUCUGCUGGAUCACUGCUACAGUUCUGCAGGCCAUGAAGAGAAAUAAGAUUGGAGAGCUGCCCAAGACCCUGACUCAGAUGUACCUCCGCUUCGUGGAGCUUCAAGCCAAACUGAAGAACAUCAAGUAUGAUGGAGGAGCUGGGACAGAUCCACACUGGAGUCCAGAGAACACGAAGAUGAUUGAGUCUCUGGGAAAACUGGCUUUUAAACAGCUGCAGAAAGGCAACCUGAUCUUCUAUGAAUCAGACCUGACAGAGUGUGGCAUCGAUAUCAAAGCAGCCGCAGUGUACUCAGGAGUGUUCACAGAGGUCUUUAAAGAGGAGGACUGUGGGCUAUUGCAGGUGUUCUGCUUCGUCCAUCUGAGCCUUCAGGAGUUUCUGGCUGCUCUUCAUGUCCAUCUGACAUUCAUCAAGUCUGGAGUCAGUCUGCUGGCAGAAAAAACAUCCUGGUGGUCUAAAAUAAUAAAAGACAAACCAAAACGUCUCUACCAGAAUGCUGUGGACGAGGCCUUAAAGAGUCCAAAUGGACACCUGGACUUGUUGCUCCGCUUCCUCCUGGGUCUUUCACGCCAGACCGAUCAGCCUCUCCUUCGAGGUCUGCUGACACAGACAGGAAGUAGCUCACAGGCCAAUCAGAAAACAGUCGAGUACAUCAAGAAGAAGAUCAGUGAGAAUGUGUCUGCAGAGAGAAGCAUCAAUCUGUUCCACUGUCUGAAUGAACUGAAUGAUCGUUCUCUAGUGGAGGAGAUCCAACAGUACCUGAGAUCAGGAAGUCUCUCCACAGAUAAACUGUCUCCUGCUCAGUGGUCAGCUCUGGUCUUCAUCUUACUGUCAUCAGAAAAAGAUCUGGACGUGUUUGACCUGAAGAAAUACUCUGCUUCAGAGAAGGCUCUUGUGAGGCUGCUGCCAGUGGUCAAAGCCUCCAACAAAGCUCUACUGACUGACUGUAACCUCUCAGAGAGAAGCUGUGCAGCUCUGUCCUCAGUUCUCAGCUCCCAGUCCUCUAGUCUGAGAGAUCUGGACCUGAGUAACAACAACCUGCAGGAUUCAGGAGUGAAGCAGCUUUCUGCUGGACUGGAGAGUCCACACUGUACACUGGAAACUCUCAGCCUGUCAGGAUGUCUGAUCACAGAGGAAGGCUGUACUUCUCUGGCCUCAGCUCUGCGCUCCAACCCCUCCCAUCUGAGAGAGCUGGACCUGAGCUACAAUCAUCCAGGAGACUCAGGAGAGAAGCUUCUGUCUGCUGGACUGGAGGAUCCACACUGGAGACUGGACACUCUCAGCCUGCAGCCUGCUGGACAACGAUGGUUGAAACCAGGUCUGAAGAAGUAUUUCUAUGAACUCAAACUGGAUCCAAACACAGUGAACAGAAAACUCAAACUGUCUGAUAACAACAGGAAGGUGACACGUGUGGAGGAGGAUCAGUCAUAUCCUGAUCAUCCAGACAGAUUUGAUGUCUACUAUCAGCUGCUGAGUAGAAAUGUUCUGACUGGUCGAUGUUACUGGGAGGUCGAGUGGAGAGGAAGAGUUUAUAUAUCAGUGAGUUACAGAAGAAUCAGAAGGAAAGGAAACAGAGAAGACUGUUUGUUUGGAAGGAACGAUCAGUCCUGGUGUCUGAGCUGCUCUGCUGGUGGUUACUCUGUCUGGCACAAUAAGAGAGAAACAUCCAUCUCCUCCUCCUCCUCCUCCUCCUCCUCCUCCUCCUCCUCCUCCUCUGUCUCUAACAGAGUAGCAGUGUAUGUGGACUGUCCUGCUGGCACUCUGUCCUUCUACAGAGUCUCCUCUGACUCACUGAUCCACCUCCACACCUUCAACACCACAUUCACUGAACCUCUGUAUGCUGGGUUUGGGUUCUGGUUCUUGUCUCUUGGUUCUGGUUCCUGGUUGUCUCUGUGUGGUCUGUAGGAAGGAGAGUCUCCUCCUGUCAGAGAAACGUUCUCAUGUUAUUUAGCACCAACCUGAUCUCUCACUGGUUGUAAAUAGAGUUUCUAAAGCCAACAUGGUUUCCCCAUGACUGACAGUUAGUUAGUCAGUCACAUAUAUCCACAUUUAAAAAGCUGUAAAACAGAAGCUGAUUUUCUCAGAGCAGAUAUCUCAGUCUGUUAGAGGACUGUUUGGAGGUUCGGAGGUCGUGGCUUUGAUCCUUAUGAGUCUCAGUCAAUGUUCAAGUCCAACACCCAAAGUGAAACUCAGAAGCUCUCAGAGAGAAAACCACCAGCGGCUCAAAGUUUACUGAAACGUCAAGUUGUGACCGAGCUUUUUAAACAUGUUGGAAGAGUUUAGCCACUAACUAUAACACACAUAAUGACAGUAAGUAUCUGCUGGCCUAGAGAGGAACUUUGGUCUUUCUCCUCUUAUUUGGUUGUUUGGCUUCUUGUUCAAUGACUUGUUUUUUUAAUCAUAUAGUGGAUUCAGAAACCAACAUGUUUUUAUGUGUGUCUCUGCUGGAUGUGCAUGUACAGCUGUCAAUCAACAUGAUGAUUCAUCCAUUCAUCCAUUCAUAGCUUUGUCUCUAAAAUGUCUGGAAAUAGUGAAAAUAGUGUGAAACGCUGGUUGUAAUUGGACAGAGUCGAAGGCAGCGUCUUUAAAUGUCUCAUUGUGUCUGAACUAAAGUCCAGAACAUCAAAUAAUCAGUUUAUUAUCAUGUCAGACAAAGAAAAGCUUCAAAAUGACUCAAAUGAUGAUGAAGUGCUGAUUUAGUGUUGAUGGAUAAUCAAUGAAUGGACUAAUAGUUGCAGCUCUGGCUGUAUGUGAACAGAAUAUUAGAGGACAAACAGCUGACAGUUUAGCGCCUUACUAAAUAUCCACAAUAAAAAGCUCAUUUACAGGAUAAUUCAUCUGUUUCUAAUCUUUUCAUGUUUCUUAUUUGCUGUUUUUGUGUUUUUACCAAGUAAAGUUGAUCAUUUGUAUGUUUGUGUUACUCAGGCAGAACUAAAUGUAACUGCUGUAUCACCUGUUAUGUCCAAUAAAAAAAGGCUGAUCAA